This is a messenger RNA of Oryza sativa Japonica Group (Japanese rice), 968 nucleotides long. RefSeq lists its product as uncharacterized. Gene Ontology annotation, molecular function: phosphatidic acid binding. Lineage: Eukaryota; Viridiplantae; Streptophyta; Magnoliopsida; Poales; Poaceae. The record is from RefSeq and is a predicted model, not a curated record.
GUCGCGCGACCUGACCAGUUCCCAGCCACGAAAACUCCCCGAACCAAGCGCGCCGCGGCCCAUUGCCGCGCCUAUCUAUCUCUUCCCGCCCUCCGUGCCUUCCCGCCAACGUACACCGUGAUCGAUCGAAUCGAGCCAGCCAGCCAGCCACCGAUAUGGCGAGCGUGUUCUGGGGAAGCGGCCAUCCCGCCGACGAGGUUGCCGACUUCGACGAGUACGACCCCACCCCGUACGGCGGCGGCUACGACAUCGCCCUCACCUUCGGCCGCGCCCUCCCGCCCUCCGACGAGAUAUGCCACCCCAUCUCCACCGCCUCCUCCUCCUCCUCCUCGUACGACCGCCCCCAGCAAGGCCGGAGGCCACCUGCCGAGGAGACCCACCUCUCGGCUGGCCACGGCAGGAGGCCGGACGACGACGAGGCGACGCACGGCGGCGGGUACAGGAAGCCCAAGCCGGCGUACGGGGACGACGAGCAGCAGCGGCGGCACACCUCCGGCGGCGGCCGCAAGAAGCAUGGAGGUGACGACGACGAUGGCUCCGGCGACGAGAGGAAGCCGCGAUACAAGAAGCACGACGACGACGACGACGGCGAGAGGAAGCCGCGUUACAAGAAGCGCGACGACGACGACGACGACUCCGACGGCGAGAGGAAGCAGCGCUACGAGAAGAACAACCGCCGCCGCCACGAUUACGACGAUUGAUCGGACGAGCACGAGUCAGUUAAGCAGGCUGUGAGGACGCUAUUACUGGCUCGCACACCAUGCUAUAUAUAUCUCUGCUAAAUGAGCAAGUUAUUAUUGUUUUUGGCGAAUGAAAAUAAUCGAACUUUUGCCUUGCUGUGUUCUUAAUUUGCUGCUAUCUGAUUACUGAUCAGCUUCCAAUGGUAUGCUUGUGAUCCUUUUGAAUAAAAUGUAUUCGACUUCUUUUAUGCCUUUGUAUGUGCAACUAUUCAAUGCUCUUUGAGGAAA